Molecule: messenger RNA, 2130 nt
Organism: Myripristis murdjan (pinecone soldierfish)
Lineage: Eukaryota; Metazoa; Chordata; Actinopteri; Holocentriformes; Holocentridae
Exons: 2
Coding region: 969-1949 (326 amino acids)
Source: RefSeq, a predicted model, not a curated record
GGUGGGACUCUGGGACUGAAAAGCGGAGAGCUGGGCAUUGUGUGUGUGUCUGGGGAGCGUGUUGUGUGCGGUGUGGCUGCGUUCACUCCGGGAGCGGGUGGGUGUCGUUCGCAGCUGUUUAGGGCGGCCGGCGACGAAGACAGAUACGGUAGCGGGGUUAGACCGUUCCAGCGUUAGGAGGGGAGGCCUGCUGCCUCCUGUAGUUAGUUAGGGCUGGGGCUAUAGGAGCGCAGCCGCCGUCGCUCUCCAGCUUCGCUGCCGCCUCCAGCACGCCGCUGUUGGCGGACCCUGCCGGUCACCAGUUGCGCCGUCUGACGAAGCCGUGGUCCCCCGGGGAGUUGGACGGUGCCACAAGCCUAGACCCCGGGGGGGGGUCUCGUCGGCCACGAAGCUGAGUAGCCUACUCAUUUUAACUUGUAUUCGUAAUGUAUGUGUGUUUUAUUAGUGUGGGGAUUGGAAAGGAGUUUUGGGGGGGUUGAGCUAGUUCUGGGUCGGGGUCCUGUAAUUGGAUGCACUCUUAUUCACGUCAUUUAGAAGUGCAGUUGCCUAGUUGUAGUGUGACGGGUUUUCAUGCAUCUCCAGCAGUUUGUAGUGUGACGGGUUUUCAUGCAUCUCCAGCAGUUUGUAGUGUGACGGGUUUUCAUGCAUCUCCAGAAGUUUGUAGUGUGUGCUCUGAUGUGGUGUGUAUUUCAUUGAUGGUGUGCACAUUUUUAUUGUGCAGCCAGUUUGGGUGACCCUGAAGAGUGGUAGCUCCCCCGCCUUGCUUUAACUCCAGGUGCCCCGUUCAUGAAUGACGGAAUUUAAAUAAAGAUUGUCAUUUUAUUUGUUACUCUGUGUGGCUGUGUGUUUACUCUGGGGUUUCCGACAUUUGUCCCACGUGAUUCCUGGUUUUGGUCGCCUUUUGACCAUCCUUGGCCCAAACACGAAUUCAUUACACUGGUGGCAGCGGUGGGAUCUUUACUGCAAGAAUGUCGGAACCGGAGAAUAAUCCACCACAACCUGUUGAGUUUGCCCCAAAUCAAGAUGCUCCCCCUGUUUCAACUAUUAAUGGUGCAACUCCCCGUCCAGUCUUCAUGCCAGAGACCUUUACUGGUGCGGGGAGAGAAUGGUCUGAUUGGGCUGAGCAGUUUGAGAUGGCCGCUGAUGUAAAUAACUGGGAUGAAUCACUCAGGCUGAAAUUUAUGGGUCUCCUAUUGGCAGGUCGAGCCCGUGAGGUCUAUAGUGGGUUAUCAGCAGCAGCUAAAACUAAUUAUACCCUGUUGAAAGAUGCUAUGGGGAGGUGUCUUGAUCCCUGUGACAGUGACGAUUGGAACAGGGCUAGCUUCUCCUCACGGAGGAGGCUUCAUAAUGAGACAGUCCGCGAGUUUGGUAUUGCUUUGCGCCGGCUGGUUGCGAGAGCCUAUCCCUCCGCGGACCUUAACACACAGGACCUAUUGGCAAGGGACCACUUUAUUACGCAUGUGGGCAGUGGGGAUUUGCGCAUCAGUCUUCGUAGUGCCAAACCUGCAACACUGGAAGCUGCAAUAAAUCUGGCUUCAGAACUUGAGCUCAUCAGAGGUCUAGAAAAUAGCCAUUUAACUCAGGAUGCUAAGGUCCGGGGGGUCUCUGAACCGAAGUCUAAGAGUGAUGAGCAGAUGGAAGUUUUAUUGGGGGUGGUGGAAGGAUUGAGACAAGAGGUUAAGGUCUUACAGACUGCUGUGCAUGCUUUUAAAUCAAAUCUCGUACACCCUGUCCCUGUUCAGGCAGCUGCACCUCCCCCUCCCCCUCAAGCGGUCGGCACACCUGGCAAUGUUACAGUUAAACGUGAGGCUAUGGAACAGAGAGAGGGGGGUGUUGGGAGUGUGGGUGUAACAGGCACAUACGCCGUAACUGUCCCUAUUUGCAGGGAAACUAGAGGGGGCGUGCACAGAGGGCCCAAUGCCCGCCCCCCUUCCAGCUGUAUCCACUAGGGCCCUUGAGAAGGCGGAAGGAGGUUCCGGCUAUCUUGCAGCCAAGAUAGUGACGACCAAUCCAGUGUCCAGGAGGGCUGAUCAACCCGACUCUCGGCCACCCAGACCUUCCCGACGACAGCAUUCGGGGUUCCAGUUUGGCGCAGGUUGGGUCCAUCAUCGCCGUCCAGCCGAUCUGGGG